This is a messenger RNA of Anarrhichthys ocellatus (wolf-eel), 2849 nucleotides long. It is a transcript of the gene tmprss2, whose product is annotated as transmembrane serine protease 2. The coding region runs from base 290 to 1801 and encodes 503 amino acids. The transcript has 13 exons. Gene Ontology annotation, molecular function: serine-type endopeptidase activity; protein binding. The record is from RefSeq and is a predicted model, not a curated record. Gene Ontology annotation, biological process: proteolysis. NCBI's taxonomy places the organism in Eukaryota, Metazoa, Chordata, Actinopteri, Perciformes, Anarhichadidae. Gene Ontology annotation, cellular component: membrane.
AUCUGGUGGAUAAAUGGGUUUUUGAACUGUUAAGUCAGUGUUUUUUAAAUUGUGUUUUUGACAUUUGGAGUUCUUUCUUUAAAACCUGGGAAUUAUCAGUGUUUUGGAAGAAAGUUUGUAUUUCUGCUAUAUAUGUUUUAUGUUCUUUCUUGUGACCUUAUUUUAAUGAGCACGUUUUUCAAUCGAAUGGUUUUGUUCUCUGAAAAUUGUUGUAAGUUAUGCUCCAGUUUAGUCAUAAGGUGAGUCAUGUACUGUACUCGUGACCAGUUUUUCGCUCAUUUUGAUUAAAAUGCUUUGUAACCUUUUGGAGGUUCCACAGUCUCCCUCCCCAGGCAGUGUAACCAGUUCCAUUAUGAAUGAUUAUCAGGCAAAUGGUCCCACCUAUGACAACGUAGGUUUCCAGCAUGAGGAAAGGAGACCCCCUCCUAGUGCCCCACAGCAGGGUAUAUACCCUUACCUCCCACAAGUGACCCCCAGCUACGUUGCUGUGUCUCCCAAAACCAUCAACACCCACCACACCGUGACACCUGGAACGUCGCAUGACACGGGACGAAAGACAGGAACAAAGAAAUGUCGGGUGAAAUAUAUCCUGUGUCCAUCCCUGUCUGUGCUUCUCAUCUUGGCAAUUGUCGGCGUCUUGCUCUGGUACUUCUUGUACUACCAGUGUUUAAUGGGGAAGUCGUGUGGAACUGGUAGGAAGUGUUUGAGCCCCUCCCAGUGGUGCGACGGUGUAAGGGACUGUCCUCACGGAGAGGAUGAAUCUCAGUGCUUUCGCCUCCACGGGACCCACUUCAUGCUGGAGGGUUACUCAUCAGACAGGCAGACGUGGAUGCCGGUGUGUGCUGAAAACUGGAACAACAACUACGGGAGGGCUGUGUGUGAGCAGAUGGGGUACAAGAGGCAGGAUUAUGUGUCCUCCACCAAAACCAGUGCAGGUUCUUUGGCCUCAAAGGGAUACAUGAGGAUGAAGCCUGGAAGUAACCAUGGAUCUAAUAUACAGUCCCAGCUCUCAUACAGCCUCCUUUGCUUCGACACAGCAGUCAAGCUUCAAUGUAUUGAAUGCGGAGUAAGUUCAGCGGCCCCCAGUGCUCGCAUUGUGGGUGGUACGCCGGCAGCCAAAGGGGCCUGGCCGUGGCAGGUCAGUCUCCAGAUCAACCGUCAACACAUUUGCGGAGGCUCCAUCAUCAGCCCUUAUUGGAUCCUCUCGGCUGCACACUGCUUCCAAACGUACUCUCAUCCCGGACUGUGGAGGGUUCAGUCAGGUGACGUGAGCUUGCGUCAGAUGAUCUUCAGCACUGGCAAAACAGUUAACAAAAUUAUCAGUCAUGAAAAGUUUGACACGGAAACUAACGACAAUGACAUUGCUCUCCUGAAGCUCGAUGUGCCUCUUGAAAUCACAAGAACGGUGAAGCCAGUGUGUCUCCCCAACACUGGCAUGGACCUCUCUGCUGGACGUCAAGCCUGGAUCACAGGAUGGGGAGCACUGCGCUCAUAUGGACCAACCCCGGACGAACUAAAUCAGGCCCAGGUGACCAUCUACAGCAGAGAGACCUGUACCACCGCUCAGGUGUUGAAUGGAAAAAUCACUGAGACCAUGAUCUGUGCCGGCAAGCUGCAGGGAGGAGUCGAUACAUGCCAGGGUGACAGUGGAGGGCCCCUGGUGGUCAAGGAGGGAGAUGUAUGGUGGCUGGCAGGGGACACUAGCUGGGGGAUCGGAUGUGCUUUGAGGAACAAGCCAGGAGUCUACGGCAAUGUCACCUACUUUAUCAACUGGAUAUAUGAACAAAUGCAGAAUGAUUGAGCGAGUUCUCAGUGAACCCGAAGAGGAACCUCUUUCAUUAAUCAGCGGUACUUCCUCUGUCACACACCUUGCACUUUAAAUCUGAAGCUACGAGGGAACUUAUUGAUCAGGAAGAUUUUCGUAAAACAAAACCAAAAGGCUGUACAAACAAAAUUGUAUCAUUUCAUUAUUUUUAUACACUUAUUAGUACAGAUUGAAUGUUUGUAUUUGAAUAAAAAUCAAGCUAUUUAUUUGUUGUAAUAAAAGUAAGUUUGCACAAAGGGCAGAGUUUCUAUGUGACAUAGUGUGACAAAUGUCCUGUAGACAGAGAUAGUUGAACACACUCAACACUACUACACACAUCCACAUCUCCCUCUGCAAGAUGGUUCAAAAAAUACUUCACCUUUGACAUGAAUAUUUGUAUUUCAUCGUGUGUUACCUUGAGCUCUUGAAGAAUUGUUUUCUCCCACGCCUCCACAGUGAACGGAGAAUCCAAAAACGGAGUAAUUCUUUGAUGAAUUGAAGUCAAUUUAACUAUAAAACUAUAAAAAAGUGCACAUGCGUUUUCACCAUUAUAGUCACGUACCCCAUUACCAUGCUAGAGAAAGUGUUUUAAAUAGUAAGAUUGUGGCAAGAUUGGUCGUCCGGCAACAGCAAGGUCGGCGGUUCGAUCCUUGGCUGCUACGAGUACCUGUGCCGAAGUGUCCCUGAGCAAGACACCGAACUCCAACCGCUGCUCAGCAGCCCACUGCUCCCAAUAAGCUAGGGAUGGGUUCAAUGCAGAGGUUUCAUUUCAUGUAUAUGUACAAUGUAUAAGAUGACAAUGAUAACAUUUCAUUUCAUGUUUUUUACUGUGCCGUCUGCAUGAAGAGGACUGCUGAGGAAGAACAAACUCUCACACUCAGUCUUUGAACAUAGUCAUGGCAGAUGUAAUUGACUUAUUGUCUGUGUCAUAUUUACAACUUACUGACAUGGGUGUGCCUUGUGCUUCACUACAACAAUACUCACAGAUACAGUAAGCCACUGUGUCAUUGACAAUAAACACUAAGGCAUGCAUGAGUCCGCACUA